AUGAUUUCGAACGAUUCUAAUAAAUCUGUGAACAGUAAGACAAAAUUUGUUGAACAAGACGAAAAUGAUGAAAGUAGUUUACUUAUACUAAAAACACCUGUCAUAAAACGACCAAAAUCUAGAGGUUCUAAAAAGCCAAAAUAUACGAAACGAGCUAAAAAACUGAGACGGAAAAAACUAACUCAUCGUAGUCGUUCACAACCACAACCACAAACACAGUUAACAUUAGAUGAUGAAAAAGAUUUGAUCGACUCGUCUGUGACACCAAAAAGGAAAGGAAAAAAUUCAUCAAACUCUGUAAUAGAAACGACAACAUCCAAAGAAAAUAUAGAUUUACUUAAAACUACACCAAAUAAACAAUGUCGAGAAAGUGAAAGACGAUCAAAAUCACACAAUGAACAAAUAUCAUUGUCAGCAUCAAAGCAGCCUAGUUUGAAAUCCGAUUCAAAGUCAAAAUCAAAAUCAAAUUCGAAGACGAAAAGUGGCGAAGAAACAACGAAUACAAAUGUGAAAUCAAAAUCAAAAAUAUCAUCGCGAAGAUAUAAACCUCAAAGAUCUAUUUUAAGAAGAGAAGGUGUGCCAACAAGACGAACAUUGUCUGGAAUUGGAGGUGUAGUUAUCAAUGAUCAUCCACAAAUUACGCUCAUUUCACCACGAAGAAAAAGAGGAAAAAACUAA
Molecule: messenger RNA, 678 nt
Organism: Didymodactylos carnosus
Lineage: Eukaryota; Metazoa; Rotifera; Eurotatoria; Philodinida; Philodinidae
Source: the annotation of a GenBank genome assembly